GCGACGAGGUUGCUCUAUAGAAAACAAAAAAAAAGCGAUGAUAUGGAUUUUCAUAUUCUGCCUUACCGAUGAAGUUUCGCGUAGAGCUGUGUGAUAUUGUCGCUCAGAGCAUGGCUUUGAGCAACACGAUUAACGGAAAAGUGUGAAAUAGAAUUUGCAUCGGCGGAACUUGGCAGCCACUGUAUGGCAUAGCAGUACCAGCUCCACAGCUCCAUUGCCAUAGAUAUUGUGGUGUUGUAAAGUAGUGGAAACAUUCGUGUGCAAGAUUGGUUUGAUGUGUUUGAAUAAGAAAGAUAGUCAGUGUGUACGCGAACGAAAUAGUGUGUGUGAGUGUGUGUGUGUGUGUGUGUGAGAAAGAGAGGUGCUUCGAGGGAAAAGGCACAUCGUUCGUAAGUUUGUAUCAAAUAGAUAGUGCAAACAAAUCGCGAUCAUGCACAAAGGUGCUACAACGGAUGAACCACAUGGAACGUCACGGCAAGGGCACGGUCGGCAGUCCAAGGCAGGCGUCCCAAUCGAGAAAGAGAAUAUCCCCUUUGUCGAUUCGGAUCACGAAGACGAAUGCUUUGACGACGGCGGCGAUCGUUUGGCAGCCGCGAUCAGUAGUAGAUCGACAGUUGACCAAGAGUACGACAUUAUGACGGAAAGCCAGGAGAAUCUCGCUCGAGCCUAUAUUACUGGCCGCAACGCAGCUGGUCCCAGCCUUGCCGAAAGAAGAAUGCAGGAAAAGCUAACAGUUUCCAUCGACACCAGCAGUAAUGAUGGGGAUUUGAUCGAAGAGGCCAGGGACAAAGCUACGGAGCUGAAACUGAUCGACGAACGAGCUAGAGGUUUGCGUCGAAACUCCAUUUCCUUACCAAGCCUGAAUGUGAAUGAGCUGGAAGUACUGAGAUCAGCGCAUGAAUGUGAAAAUGGUUCAAAAAUAUCGGUCAUGGAAUCUGGAUCAGAUUCUCUGUCGGACGGAACUACGGUUACCCCAGAAACUCCUACUACACCAGCAAACCUCAAACCAAUGCUACAGUUUAAUGAUGAUAGCAGUAGCGACGAGGACGAUAAACGCCGUAGCAAAAACCUCUUCCGGACUAAACGACGCUCCUCGAUUGCACCACUGCCCGCCUUGAGAUUAAACGACAAGGAGAUGAUGUCGAACGACUUCGAUACGCACAGCGUGCUAAGCAAUCAGGCUUCGAUCACCAGCGUAAACUCAUUGGCCAGCUUGCUGAAGGAAAAAAUGCAGAACGUACCUGCUAUCAUUCGCAAGAAAAAGCGCGAAACUAAAGACUACAAGCUUCGCGUGUUUGUCGGGAUGUUAUUCCUUAUCAUAGUAUUUCUGGUUGGCUAUGCGUACGUUAUGUACAACCAGAAGCUGUUGGCCAAGUCGUACUUCGAGAGCAUUAAGUUUCACAAGAAAACUAGGAACUUUCGACUGCUGGAUGGGAAAGGGGGCGAGCUGUUAACGGGGGUGUUGGGAACAUCGCUGAAUAUCGAGCAGCCGUACAACUGCUUGCCGAAGGAUCUGAAGGACGAUGGCAGUGUUUGUUAUGAGUGGAACUCAAAGGCGAGACUUUACAUGAAUCUAGCCAAAUCGCCAGGACCGGACAUCAAAUGCUACUCCUUUCAGUGGGAGUCUUUGCUAGCUGAUCUCUACCCGACGGACUGUUUCGAUGUUUCCGAGGAGCGUGGGUUCUGGUAUGGCGGAGGAUUGACCAAGGGCAUUGAAUACAUUCUCGGGAAAGCAACGAUUCCUGCCGGACCGUUCGUGACCGGUGACAUCAACAUGCAUCAGUGGGGCAACGCACUGAAGCGAUAUUUUCUAAACUCACGCGGAGUUGCCAUUCAAGUGGACGAGAAGACGCCUCUAUACGUAAGCGUAAACACCGAUUCCGGCAAACGGCUGUGUUUGCAGGGCAAAAACGACAAAUUUGCCUUUGUAAAUCAGCAGACGCGCUUCCCAGAGUUGAAGUACACCGUUUGCUCGGGACCGGACAUGAAAACGCUUCACAACGGGCUGAUGCAGAAAAGCCUGUGGGAUGGAUUGACUGAGCGGGAUAAUGACGUGAUAAAGUCUCUGCUACGCGAACCAGUAUGGCAGAUACCGGCCUCAAAGCAGGAAGAUCUCACCGAGGUGGCCAUCUACAAUUACACGGAAAGCAUCAUUGCGCUCGGAUAUCUGCGGCUAGGGCAUGUGCUUGUGAACGAGUUUUGGCAGCGCACGAUUGGCGAUUUCCGGCUGGAUUCGGAGCGUUUCCCCACGCUGGACGAAACCGUCAACAUACUUCACCGGCGAGGCUUCCGCGUUUCGUUUAUGAUUCAGCCGUUCAUCAGUACCGAAAGUAGCAACUUCCGGGAAGCGGUCGCCAAAAAGCUGCUUAUAUUUGAACGCGAAUCGGAAAGAAGCAUCCCGGCACUCACGCGUUACAAGAGCACUACGAGCGCCGGUGUGUUGGACGUAACCAAUAAUGCCUCCAUACCGUGGCUGGCCGAGCAGCUGAAAAAGAUAUCGGAAACGGUAGAGAUAGACUCCUAUUUUGUGGACUUUGGCACUGCGUUCAACAUUCCACGCUACUAUCAAUGCUCCCAGACGCUUGUCAAUCCGGACGAGUACAAAAACUACUUCAUGGAGCGCUUUGAAGGCACGCUGAGCAUCUUUGGUGUGUCGAGUGCCAUAUCCGUGCCACGUCCGCCAGCGUUUCUUAGUCUACCGCCAGUGAAUAGCUCGUGGAGUGGACUGCAAAGCAUAAUUCCUACGAUGCUUUCCUACGGCAUUAUAGGCUUUCCGUUCUUAAUGCCCGGACCCGUCGGUGGAGACUUUGUGCUGCCUACGCAGCAAUUAAAGAAAAUGUAUUCAUACUACUCCUUCGAGCUGCCACCACUGCCUGAUAAGGAGCUGUACAUCCGAUGGCUUCAGCUUGCCACGUUUCUGCCCGUGUUGCGUUUCACUCACCUACCGUCGGAAUAUAGAGAUGAAACGGUAACGGUAAUUGCGAAAGAAUUGGCCGACAUUCGGCAGAGAGUGCUUCCCUUGCUGGAGCGUUUUUCGAGCAUCGCCAUGGACGAAGGAUUGCCGAUCAUCCGCCCGCUUUGGAUGCUGGAUUCGACCGAUGUGAACUGUUUUUCGAUCGACGAUGAAUUUUCCAUUGGCGAUGGAAUGAUUGUGGCUCCCGUGCUCAAAAAAGGAGAAACGGUUCGUGAAGUUUAUUUACCACAGGGCGUUUGGAAGGAUGGCAUCGAUGAGUCAUUGCGGAAGGGAAGCCGAUGGAUACACAACUAUCACGUGCCGCAGAAUAAAGUAGCGUAUUUCAUAAAAAUGCCCGAUAAUACGCGUUUCUAGCUGCAGCGCUAGCCUACAUUUCUCCUCUGUCCAGAGCACGCAAAAGGCAGAUAAAUCAGAAGUAUACUAUUUAUUCUAUAAAAUAAAGAUUUAUUAAAUACAAA
Anopheles coluzzii is the source of this 3432-nucleotide messenger RNA. RefSeq names its product myogenesis-regulating glycosidase. The coding region runs from base 431 to 3328 and encodes 965 amino acids. Gene Ontology annotation, molecular function: hydrolase activity, hydrolyzing O-glycosyl compounds. The transcript has 8 exons. Gene Ontology annotation, biological process: carbohydrate metabolic process. Lineage: Eukaryota; Metazoa; Arthropoda; Insecta; Diptera; Culicidae. The record is from RefSeq and is a predicted model, not a curated record.